Tetrahymena thermophila SB210 is the source of this 1644-nucleotide messenger RNA. RefSeq lists its product as hypothetical. The transcript has a single exon. The record is from RefSeq and is a predicted model, not a curated record. Lineage: Eukaryota; Ciliophora; Oligohymenophorea; Hymenostomatida; Tetrahymenidae.
AAUAAAUAUCAAAAAAUUAUCAAUCAAAAAGUUAGGAACUAAAAAAAAAGUUAAUCAAAAGAAAUAUCUGAAAGCAUUCAAUAUUAUUUGAUAAAUUAAUUAAAUUAGAUUUAAAAAAUACUUUGCUUUUCAAUAAACAAACAAACUCUCAAUUUUAAGGAAACUAGUCACCAUAAAGUCGACCAUAAUAUUUAUUUCUUAGCCAAAAAAGAUUGUUAAUACUCAUAACGUCUGCAUAGAUAGACAAACAACACAGAAUAUUCUAAAUAUUUAUACAGAUUAGCUGCAAAAAACAUAAAAUAUUAAAUCAUAUCAUUUAUUAUAAAAAUGGGGAACAUGAUGUGCUGCGAGCAAAGUAAUGUCAAAUAUAAUUAAAAAUAAGACAAACCAUCAAGAAUUCAUUAUCAAAAUUAGUCCUAGGCUUAAAUUUAUUACACAAAUCCAGCAACUAAGGAUGAAGAUUUCACUUUCAAUGAUAAAAUCAAGUUAUAGUCUUAUAUGAAUAAAUAUGAUGUCAACUACGUCCCUAACUUUAGCGAUAACACAGAAGGAAGCUGGUGUUAAGUCGCUCAAAGAUUAAUUACAGAAAUUAACUAAAUAAAUACUGAUCCUGAUUGGAAUGUAGCAAAUUCUAAGUUAGGUUUAGAAGUAAUUUACUCUUAAAAGGAUGAAAAAAUCAUAUUUGGAUCUAAACAAGUACCCGCAAAGUUCGUCAAUUAGGCUCUCAUAAAUAUAGGAGUUCCCAAUAGCUACUAAUAAACUGAAUCUAACUCGAACGUACCUACAGAAAAGUACUAAUCUUUUAGAAAUUCCACAUAAAAUUCUUUCUCAAACAAUGGUCCGUUAAGCAAUCCUGAUUUUAGAAGAAGCAAACAACCUCCCAGCCCAACUUAAAAUGUCUAAGUAAAUGGACACAGAAAAAGUAUCAGCAAUCAAAUGUGCAUUAAUGUUGUUAAAUUGGAAUUUGAAGUCAGCUGCAGUGCUGAAAAGCUCCUCAAAGGAUUGUAAAAUUUAAAAAAAUACACAAAUAAAAUUUAGAAAUAAACCACAAUUGAAAGCUCUCAAAACAAAGAAUUUAAUGUCUCCCACAUUAUCUUCGCUAAAUAAAUGCAAAAGGUUUAACGUGAUUUAGUCCUUGCUAGCUUCUACACUGAUAUAGGUCCUAAUCUCAACAACUGCUAUACAUCUGUUAACCAUCAUAAAGUGCCUGAAAUCGAUGAUAUUGUUCGUGCAUAAAUCAUAAAAGCUGGCCAUACCUUCUUUGAGCACUACGAAACAGCUGAAGAAAGAUUGACAAGCUCUUUCCACAAAAAUUAAAACAAAAGCAACAACACUCAGUCUCGCAAGCAAAGUCAAUUAAAUGAUGAAUCAACUUUCUAAAACGUUCCUAACCAUAACUAAACUGCAUUCGGCAGCAUGAAUUUAAAUAUCGGAUAAGUAAAAACCAAAGUAAGAUUCUAUGGAGAGUUCUCUUGCAAAAGCACUUUUGACGAAAAUGUUGUUAAAAUGGUAUUCCUCACAGAAUUCAAAGAAUAUAUAGCAAUCUGCAAAAAUAUUGCUCAAUAAGAAUCUAUUUCCUCAUCUGAAUAUGAAGGAGAAAGUGUAGAUCAUACUAUUGAACACAACGUAGACAUGAUCGAUUGA